Molecule: messenger RNA, 1394 nt
Organism: Populus trichocarpa (black cottonwood)
Lineage: Eukaryota; Viridiplantae; Streptophyta; Magnoliopsida; Malpighiales; Salicaceae
Product: WRKY transcription factor 22
Exons: 3
Coding region: 121-1185 (354 amino acids)
Biological process (GO): regulation of DNA-templated transcription
Cellular component (GO): nucleus
Molecular function (GO): DNA-binding transcription factor activity; transcription cis-regulatory region binding
Source: RefSeq, a predicted model, not a curated record
UCCUCAUCACAACCCCUAACCCUCUCUCUCUCAAAAAGUCAGCCCUUUCUUUUGUCUUCUCUCUAUAACAUCAGUCGCAGAAGGAAGGUGUACAGAUUCACAGACCUUGUCUCUGAAGCCAUGGAGGAUAUUGAUUGGGAUCUUCAUGCUGUGGUCAGAGGCUGCACCACCUCUACCUCCACAUCCACCACAGCCACAACCACCAUCAACAGCAACAGCAACAGAAACGGCACUACGAGUGGUUAUAGAUCAGAUUAUUAUCCUCAAUAUUCUUGCUUUUCUGGUUUUGGCAGUGAGCAAGUUGGCCAUCUUUUCUCUCAUCCAGAUCCCUUUGAAACAAGAAAUGUUAUUGGAGAACUGGAUGAGCUUUACAAGCCAUUUUUCCCCAAAACUCAGCCCCUCCUUUAUUCUCCACAAGCCUGCACACCUAUCUCUUCGUUUUCUUCGUUUGCCAGUUUUAACAAGGAUUUACAAACCCAGCCAAAACAACAGCAAAAAAAGUCACAGCCUAAGCAGUCUCUUGCCGGUUCUGUGACUAGCAGUGGAAAUUCUCACACACCUCGAUCCAAAAGAAGAAAGAACCAGUUAAAGAAAGUAUGCCAAGUACCAGCAGAGGCUCUAUCUUCAGAUGUGUGGGCAUGGCGUAAAUAUGGGCAAAAACCAAUCAAAGGCUCUCCAUAUCCAAGGGGCUAUUACAGAUGCAGCAGCUCAAAAGGGUGUUUGGCCCGGAAACAAGUGGAGAGAAACAGAUCCGACCCAGGAAUGUUCAUAGUGACGUACACAGCAGAGCACAACCACCCUGCCCCUACACACAGAAACUCUCUAGCAGGUAGCACGCGUCAGAAGACCUCAACACCACAAGCUGGUACAUCUAACGAUUCUAACAAACCAUCAUCGCCAGCCCAACCCACUUGCUCAUCUCCAGCAACUUCCCUGGAAGAUGAGCUACUAGUUCAAAGUACUACGGACACAGAAUUAAGCAGAGAAGAGAAAGAUAUAACGGAAGACGACGAUGAAGAUGAGCUUGCUGGAUUCUCAGAGAUAGCUGUUAGUGAUGAUUUCUUUGCGGGUUUGGAGGAAUUUGUUGUUCCGGCUACCGGAUUUUUCUCUGAUCAUUUUCCUGCAAGUUUUGGUCUGCCUUGGCAUGCUAACAAUAAUGCUGCCACGGCAGCCGGAAGUAUCUGACAUUAGCUAAGAAUAGCAUCUCCUACAUUGGCCUUGAGCUUUUCCUUUCUUUUCCCGUUAUGUAUACACUUGUAUCAUUUUACUAGAAGUAGGAUCUCGAAGACAUCAAUGCCUUGUGCCUGUGAAGUGAAUGGUGUAGGCAAAAAGGAAAGAGUUUAUUCCUUUUGUUGAUCUGUAGAUUGUUAGUAAAAUUAGAAUUAGUUUGUUCA